Messenger RNA from Schistosoma guineensis, 237 nucleotides. NCBI's taxonomy places the organism in Eukaryota, Metazoa, Platyhelminthes, Trematoda, Strigeidida, Schistosomatidae. The record is from the annotation of a GenBank genome assembly.
AUGAAUCAACAUAAAACUCGCAAUACUACUAUUACUACUACUACUACUACUACUACUACUACUACUACUACUACUACUACUACUACUACUACUACUACUACUAAUAAUAAUAAUAAUAAUAAUAAUAAUAAUAAUAAUAAUAAUAAUAAUAAUAAUAAUAAUAAUAAUAAUAGUGAUUAUCUUGAGUCAAAUAAAAUUUGCUAUAGGAGAAAAUUAAUGAUAAUUAUAUCAAAUUAA